Messenger RNA from Necator americanus (New World hookworm), 438 nucleotides. RefSeq lists its product as uncharacterized. The transcript is spliced from 2 exons. Bases 1 to 438 code for a protein of 145 amino acids. NCBI's taxonomy places the organism in Eukaryota, Metazoa, Nematoda, Chromadorea, Rhabditida, Ancylostomatidae. The record is from RefSeq and is a predicted model, not a curated record.
AUGCGCCUUCGUACGACUGCAGAGGAUGUAAACUCUGGAUCUCUAAGUGCCCACGCACCUACGAAAACCGCUGAGGACAACAGUAAGGACGCCUUCUAUGAUGAACUCAAUGCGUUGAUGUCUAAAAUACCAAGCCAGCAGGUGGUCAUUGUCGGAAUCGACGCAAAUGCGAAGACAGGACUCGAACAACAAUCCGAUGUGCAAGGAAAAUGCAAGAGAAAAUUCCGCCUUUUAACGCCUGAAGAGCAGCGCAAGCGGAAGAUGAGGACUCUCAAACUUCGGCUCGAGUACGUUCUGACAGUUUCCGUUUCUCAGUCGGAUAUCCAAAAAUCCAAAGCUGUUCGGAGCGUUGCGUUCGACUCUGACCACCGACCACUUCUCCUUAGCUUCACGGCUCCACAAGAGAAACCGAGGAAUUCCUCUUCAACCGAAAAUUGA